UCGCGCUUCAGUCACUGCGCGAUGUUCAGACUAAGCCAACGCCUGCCUGCCGCCCUCGGCGGUCUACGCCACGCCUCCUCCGCCGGCGAGAGUCAGCGUACCGCCCUCUACGAUUUCCACGUCCAAAAGGGCGGGAAAAUCGUGAACUUCGGAGGCUACGCCAUGCCGGUUCAAUACUCCGACCAGAGCAUCAUCGCCUCGCACCUCCACACGCGCCAGGUGGGCUCCAUCUUCGACGUGUCGCACAUGCUGCAGACCCGGAUAUUUGGGAAAGAUGGGGCCGCCUGUCUGGAGUCCGUCUGCACCGCGGACAUCCUGGGCACACCGGAUGGCAGUGGCGGCCUCACCCUGUUCACCAACGAAGCGGGUGGCAUCCUGGACGAUCUUAUUGUGAACAAGGUCAGCGAGAAGGAGCUCUACGUGGUCUCAAAUGCGGCAAUGAAGCAACAGGACAUGGGCAUAAUGAGCGCUGCUGUGAGUAACUUUAAGGCACAGGGCAAGGACGUGGCCAUCGAGUUCCUCAACCCCACCGAUCAGUCUUUGGUGGCGGUUCAGGGGCCCCAGGUGGCUGCCGAACUAUCCAAACUCCUGCCAAAGGAUGCUGCCCUGGAGCAGCUCUACUUCAUGAGAUCCUUUGUGACCAGCUUGGCUGGGAUCCCCGACGUCAGGAUCACGCGGUGCGGCUACACUGGCGAGGAUGGUGUGGAGAUAUCCGUGGAGUCCAGCCAGGUCCAGAAUCUAACCGAAUCCCUUCUUCAGAGUGGCAUCCUCAAGCUCGCCGGCCUGGGAGCCAGGGAUUCCCUGCGAUUGGAGGCGGGACUCUGUCUGUACGGCAGUGACAUCGAUGCCAAGACCACGCCCGUGGAAGCGGCUCUCGCCUGGCUGGUGUCCAAAAGACGCCGCACCACCCGCGAUUUCCCGGGCGCUGAAGUGAUUCUCGGCCAGCUGAAGCAGGGCGUCAGUCGGAGGCGAGUGGGUCUCCAGAUGUUGGGGGCCAAGCCGCCGCCAGCCCGCUCCGGAGUGGCCAUCUUCAGCCAGGGUCAGCAGGUGGGUCAGGUGACCAGUGGCGGUCCCAGUCCCAGUACUAAUCGCAACAUCGCCAUGGGCUAUGUGACGGAGAAUCUGAAGGCCAUCGGCACAAAGGUGGAGUUAAAAGUCCGCGACAAGUUCUACGAGGCCGAGAUCUGUAACAUGCCUUUUGUAAAAGCCAACUACUAUAUCAAGCCGAAGCAAUAAAUGAGCUGAGAUCUACCUACA
Drosophila gunungcola (fruit fly) is the source of this 1257-nucleotide messenger RNA. RefSeq names its product aminomethyltransferase, mitochondrial. Lineage: Eukaryota; Metazoa; Arthropoda; Insecta; Diptera; Drosophilidae. Gene Ontology annotation, molecular function: protein binding; aminomethyltransferase activity. The record is from RefSeq and is a predicted model, not a curated record. Gene Ontology annotation, biological process: glycine catabolic process. The coding region runs from base 22 to 1236 and encodes 404 amino acids. Gene Ontology annotation, cellular component: mitochondrion. The transcript has 2 exons.